AUGCUCGCCACGACGAUACGAUCACCCCCCUCGGUGGACGACUACGUCCCCCUAUCCGAGUAUCAGUCCCAAACGCCUGAAUCCUUCAGCGACGGCAAGCCAGUGCUGCACUUCCACCUGAAGGCAGCUGUCGCAUCCAUCCCCAAGUCGCAGUGCGGCAUACUAGCCAUCUUUCCUGCAGAUUCACCCGCGGCUGGGAAUGCCGUGGCGCGCCCAAACGGCGAUGCCGAGGAGCUGGUUGAGCAGACGGUUGAUGUAUUCGUAAACUCAGAAAAGGUUACGCUUUUCAGCGAAAAGACAGAGUCGGGCGUGUCAAUUCCCUACCCCUCCAUCUCCAUCCACGCAGUCAAGCAGGUCAGCGCGAGUCAGGGCCCCAGCACCGCCGCCCUGUGGAUGCAGCUGGAGUUCUCGGACGGCGGCGCUGACGACGACGACUUCAACACGGUUGAGCUCACGAUUUUGCCGUCGUCAAGCGAGUCGCCCCGCGCCGCGCAGCAGCUGUACGACGCUAUAGCCAACUGCUCAAACCUGCACCCGGAUCCGAUCAGCGGCGACGGCGACGGCGACGAGGAUAACGACUACGAUGGCAUAGUAUUUGAGGGCAGCGUGGAGCACGAGGCUGUCGAGGGAUUCACAGGGGUUUUGCGUGGCACGGCCGACGGAGGAUUGCCGCCGCCGAUGCCGGGCAGUGGGGGUUGGAUUACGGCGGAAAACGUUGACGAGUAUUUCGACGAGGACGGGAGCUGGAUUGGAGGCAACAAUGGAGACGGUGAGGCAGGGGCGCUGGGUGAUGGCGCAGGCAGAACAAGACCCAGAGACGAGGUGGACGACCGGGGAGUCAACGGCGACGAUGCCGAGAGCAAACGGCCAAGGGUUGAAUAG
Metarhizium album ARSEF 1941 is the source of this 882-nucleotide messenger RNA. Its product is annotated as FPD1, benzoylformate decarboxylase. The record is from RefSeq and is a predicted model, not a curated record. Gene Ontology annotation, cellular component: spliceosomal complex; cytosol. The coding region runs from base 1 to 882 and encodes 293 amino acids. The transcript is spliced from 2 exons. Gene Ontology annotation, biological process: mRNA cis splicing, via spliceosome. Lineage: Eukaryota; Fungi; Ascomycota; Sordariomycetes; Hypocreales; Clavicipitaceae.